Messenger RNA from Betta splendens (Siamese fighting fish), 2243 nucleotides. It is a transcript of the gene eif2s2, whose product is annotated as eukaryotic translation initiation factor 2, subunit 2 beta. Lineage: Eukaryota; Metazoa; Chordata; Actinopteri; Anabantiformes; Osphronemidae. The transcript is spliced from 9 exons. Gene Ontology annotation, cellular component: eukaryotic translation initiation factor 2 complex. The record is from RefSeq and is a predicted model, not a curated record. Bases 147 to 1139 code for a protein of 330 amino acids. Gene Ontology annotation, biological process: translational initiation; formation of translation preinitiation complex; formation of cytoplasmic translation initiation complex. Gene Ontology annotation, molecular function: translation initiation factor activity; translation initiation factor binding; mRNA binding.
UCGCGAAGUAAUGACGUCAAGGCUGUGCGACUUUACGCCUGCGUAGUGUGGCACAACGCUGAUGCAAGAAAUUUUCGGCGCAGUACCGUGCUAUUGACCGACGACUAAAAAGUGGCCUGGUUAUAGUCAUUCCCCAGCCUGCAAGCAUGUCAGGAGACGAGAUGAUUUUUGAUCCCAACAUGACCAAGAAGAAGAAGAAAAAGAAGAAGCCCUUCAUGUUGGAUGAGGAUGGAGGAGAGGGGGUGGGAGGAGAAGAAGCUAAAGAGCUGGAGGCAAAGGAGGCCGAACCGGAGGUUGGAGAAGAAAGGGAGGUUGAGUUUGAUGAAGAUGAAAGCAGAAAGAAAGAGCCAUCUGAUGAUUUGAAUGACCUGAACUUCUUCAACCAGAAGAAAAAAAAGAAGAAACCCAAGAAAGUGUUUGAUAAUGAUAUUGAAGAGGGGUUAAAGGAGCUGAAAAUUGAAGGAGAACAGACAGAGGUAUUGGAAGAUGACACUAUGGAUUUUCCUACCAAAAAGAAAAAGUCCAAGAAAGUGGACUUUGAUGAAGGAGAGCUGCUGGAAAAAGACGAUGCAUUGGAGGAUGAUGAGGGGAAGAACAAUGAUGGAAUUUCCUUCAGCUCUUCCACAGGACCAGCCUGGGCUGGCUCUGAACGGGAUUACACUUAUGAUGAGCUCCUGAACAGAGUUUUCAACAUAAUGAGAGAGAAGAACCCUGACAUGGUGGCCGGAGAGAAGAGGAAGUUUGUCAUGAAGCCUCCUCAGGUCGUCCGAGUGGGAACUAAAAAAACCUCCUUUGUCAACUUCACAGACAUCUGCAAAUUGUUGCAUCGUCAGCCUAAACAUCUCCUCGCUUUCUUGUUGGCUGAGCUGGGAACAAGUGGUUCAAUAGAUGGAAAUAACCAGCUUGUGAUUAAAGGCAGAUUUCAACAGAAACAGAUAGAAAAUGUGUUGAGAAGAUAUAUCAAGGAAUACGUGACAUGUCACACCUGCCGCUCGCCUGAGACCAUCCUGCAGAAAGACACUCGUCUGUAUUUCCUGCAGUGCGAGACAUGCCACUCUCGCUGCUCUGUCGCCAGCAUCAAGACUGGCUUCCAGGCUGUGACGGGCAAGAGAGCACAGCUCCGCGCCAAAGCCAACUAAAAGGGCCGCCUAAACUGGGCCCCCCUUCCCAUUAGAAGAAGGGCCAGACCUGGGGUUUGGUGCCCUCUUGAUUUGCUAAAGGACUCUCUGACUCGAACUGUGGGAGGGUUGGCAGUUGUUUAGUUGUGUUGUGACCUGAACAUGCGGUGAGAGAGUAUCUAAAGCUGAAACGUGGCGUUCUGCACUGUAAACGGAUGACGUGCACCACAUUCAUUGUUGGAAGCAUUUGACAGAUGUCUGGCUGAUCAACUCUCUAACUCGUAGGUUAUUUUCCAUUGCUGUACUUCUUGAUUCCUGCAACAUUGUGAUUAACUUGGCGUUGAUGCUUAAUUUUUUCCCCCCAUGCUACAUACAGAAAUGAUUUCUUCACAUAAGCAAUACCCUUCUCUAACACAACCAACCAAAUUGUAGGAAAGAUGGGUUGAUCCAUAGUAAUAAUCCUUAGUUGCUAUAGUAACCGUGUUGCUCACUACCUUAUUUUUGAGCUCUACAUGCUUAUGGUUUUGCUCUCAUUUGUUCUCUGGCUCUAAGUGGCAGUCCAUUUUGUAUUGGCCCCAGCAUAUGAAAGGUAACAUUAAAAAUUGCUAAAUUUGGGUACACAAAGGAGUGAGACUAGUUUCUGAUAUUCCUUUAAUCUUACAGUAGAUGCUGGUCAGAGUCAAACUACUACAUAAAUUGAGGACUUUCAUUCAGAAGUUUUGUAAAACAAAUUCUAAAGUGUUUUUGAGACAUGAAUGAGCAAUUGUGUGCUUAAUUUCUUGGAUUUCAAAAGUUAAGAUAAAAACCUUGUCAGCAACUUGACUGAUGAGGAUGUGAAAUGAAUAAAAUUUGUUUUGCCUAGAAAAGUAGGGUUUUUUUGGACCGAAUGUCAAUGCCCCCAACACAACACGACCAAAUUUCCCUUCCCUAAGAUGAGCUUCUGAGCAGGUGCUGAAGCCAGUCUUCUUUUCUACAAGUGUGGUUGCUAUUUAAGCAGCAGACUUGCUUCUAUGUGAAGAGUUAAAGAUCCUGCUGACACUGGAUACAUUGUUGUCGUUUGAGAAGAAGGUCUGGCUGGAAUAAUUUUAAAACCUGGUUUUUACAAAAAUAAAAUAUUAUACUCUC